This is a messenger RNA of Pyricularia grisea, 303 nucleotides long. RefSeq lists its product as uncharacterized. The coding region runs from base 1 to 303 and encodes 100 amino acids. The transcript has a single exon. The record is from RefSeq and is a predicted model, not a curated record. NCBI's taxonomy places the organism in Eukaryota, Fungi, Ascomycota, Sordariomycetes, Magnaporthales, Pyriculariaceae.
AUGCAGUUUACAACUAUCGCCGCCGCCUGCCUCUUCUCUCAGGUUGCCUUCGCCCUCAAAUGCAAUAUAUCCAUCCUUAAAGACGGCGAAUAUUUUACACAGAAGCAGGAGAUUGCCGGUUGGGAAGUAAAGUUUGAAGAUCGCAACGGAAAUUUUGUGGGCAAAUGCAAAAACGCCCACACCUACGCCUGCACCUAUGUAACAUGCAAAGACUUAGCACCAGGUUAUUCUCCGGGAAAAUCUUGGAACGUUGUGGCCAGCGGGAACGUUGGCUCGCUUGGCUCUGACCCUUCUUCAUCUUAA